UAUUUCUCCUACACUCUUAAUCGUCCAAUUACACACUCCCCAUCCUCUUAGGUGCUGUAAACUCUGCAGAGAGGUAAAAAAAAAAUGUUAUGGAUGAGUUGCGCACUUGAUUCCCUUUUUGUGUUUAAUCCUUUUUCAAUAUAAACUGUUUGUGUAAGCUUUGCUUGGAUGGUGGGGUUUUGUUGCUUUCUUGUAUUCCUUUCUUGAUUCGGUGUUCUUUUCCAUUUCUUUAUCAGAUUCCUCCACUCUUGUUAUUCUUUUCCCUUGAUUUUUUUUUUUUUUUUUGGAAAUUUUAGAAUUUUGUUCCAAACACCCACAUGCGUGUUCUUGGGUUUGUCUGAUCUGGAUUGGAUCACAAGGAUCUUUUGUUCUUUAUCAACUUGUACAGAGAGAGAGAGAGAGGGACAAGUGGUGGGGUUGAGUGCCUGAGGCUCUUUUGGUGUGCAAUCUUGGUCUUUUGGAGGGUUACACAGAAGAAGCAAAAGAAGAAUAAGAAGGAGAAGGAGAAGGUGAAGGUGAGAUUUCUUGGCCUCUUGGAUCCUUGCUUUGGGCCCACCCCGGAUCCUUUUCUUCUGUCUCUGAUUGGUGUCAAAACUGUGUCUUAGAUGCUGUUCUCUUGUGCCAUUUGGGUAUAAUUUUGAAUUGGGUCUAAUACAUUUCUGGGAAAGACUGCAAGGAAUUUCUCAUUUUGGUGACUAAUUUUUGAACUGGGUCUGUUUCAUUUGUUUGAAUUCGCAAAUUGUUGCUCGAGUUUGGUUAUAGAACUUCAUUUGGGACAGUGGUCAUUCAUUGCAUCCAAUUGAUUCUAGUGUUGGAUGAUUGAAUUGAAAAUUUGAUUUUGUAUAUUAGUCUGGGUUGGUAGUCUAUACUCCUGAGGCAUGGCGGGUAUUGACGUUUCGAAAUAUGCUCAUAGCCCUGUGCACAAGGCAAUUGCCACGAAGGAUUAUGCCAGUCUCAGGAGGAUACUUGCUGGUCUCCCGCGGCUUUGUAACCCAGCUGAAGUUCGUACUGAGGCGACUUCGUUGGCCGAGGAAGAGAAAGCUGAAGCCAUUGCUGCUGUGAUUGAUCGGAGGGAUGUUCCAAACCGUGACACCCCUCUUCACUUGGCUGUAAAGCUUGGUGAUGAGAUAGCUACCGAAAUGCUUAUGGUUGCUGGGGCCGAUUGGAGCUUGCAGAAUGAGCAGGGGUGGAGUGCCCUUCAGGAAGCGAUAUGCCAUAGAGAAGAAGGGAUUGCUAUGAUUAUAGUUAGGCAUUACCAGCCAUUGGCCUGGGCAAAAUGGUGUAGAAGGUUGCCUCGCUUGAUAGCGUCUAUGCGAAGGAUGCGGGACUUCUAUAUGGAAAUUACAUUCCACUUUGAGAGUUCUGUGAUUCCAUUCAUUUCAAGAAUUGCCCCUUCGGAUACAUACAAAAUUUGGAAGAGGGGUGCGAAUUUGAGGGCAGACAUGACUUUGGCUGGGUUCGAUGGUUUUAGGAUUCAGCGGUCCGAUCAGAGUAUUCUUUUCCUUGGCGAUGGGUCUGAGGAUGGGAAGGUCUCUCCAGGGUCGCUUUGCAUGAUUUCACACAAGGAUAAGGAGGUGAUGAAUGCUUUGGAUGGUGCUGGUUCUCCAGCAACUGAAGAAGAGGUUCGGCAAGAAGUGACUGCAAUGUCUCAGACUAAUAUAUUCAGGCCUGGGAUUGAUGUGACUCAGGCAGUUCUUUUGCCACAGUUGACAUGGAGGCGACAGGAAAAAACGGAAAUGGUGGGCCUGUGGAAGGCUAAGGUAUAUGAUAUGCACUAUGUGGUUGUGAGCAUCAAAUCUAGGAGAGUCCCAGGGGCUAUGACAGAUGAGGAGUUCUUCUUAUCCUGCAAUGACAAUGAAACAGAUAGUGAAGAGUUCGGUGACAUUUUGACGGAGGAUGAAAGGAGGCAACUUGAAGCUGCUCUUAAGUUGGAUACAUCAGAAUCAACCAAUGAGAACAGUGAUGGGAUUAUUGGGCAUCGCCAUAGUUGUUACGAGCACAGGGAGAUUCCUAUUGAAGACGUGAAUGGUUGCAGAAAUGGAGAGGCUAAGCAGGAAAAGAAAGGAUGGUUUGCUGGAUGGAGGAAACGGGAUUCAAAAAAUGAAGCACCGAAGAAGAUUGCCCCACCAAGAAGUUCCCUCUGUGUAGAUGACAAGGUGAGUGAUCUUCUAGGAGAAUCUCCAUCCAGAAAUCAGGCCAAACCGGGAAGACACUCUGUCGAGAUUGUAAUGAGGGGGGAUGAGCACCGGAGAGGAAGGGAUACCAGAGCAUCUUCUUCUACAAGUUCUGAGAGCAGAAAUCGUCACAAGGAAGGAAGCCGGGAGAAUGAGUAUAAGAGAGGAUUGAGGCCUAUUCUCUGGCUUUCGCCAAACUUUCCACUACAAACUGAAGAAUUGCUGCCAUUGCUUGACAUUCUUGCUAACAAGGUUAAGGCAAUUCGUCGUUUGAGGGAACUGCUUACUACAAAACUUCCAAUGGGAACCUUUCCUGUCAAGGUUGCUAUCCCGGUGGUUCCCACUAUCAGAGUUCUGGUUACUUUUACAAAGUUCGAAGAACUACAGCCGUUGGAUGAGUUCACAACGCCCCCUUCAAGCCCUUCUGCUGCAGGGCGAGAGAGCCCAGCAGUGACACAUUCCUCGAGUUCAUCCUGGUUUCAGUGGAUAAAAGCCCCUUAUCAUCGCCCCAGCUCAUCCACCGCCGGUUCUAGCAGUAGGAUAGAAACUAUUCAAGACCCAUUUGCUAUUCCCCCAGAUUACAGUUGGAUUACUGCUGAAGCUAAGAAAAAGAAGAUGCGGGAGAAGAACAAAUCAAAGAAAGGGAAAAGUCAUAACCAAUGAAGUCAGCGUUGAGAGUAUGAUCCUGAUGUAAAAGAUACUUUAGCUCACUAAAAGAACUCAGCAGAUACAAAUAGGAAUAGUGUUUCAUUAAUCCAUAAAUUCAUGAUACAGUAAGGGGAAAAAAAAAAGUAGGAUUAUGCUUCUAUAUGGAAGUGAUGAUCCUUUGUCAAUGGAAAAUUUAGUAAAUCAUUGUGGGGGUGGGAAAAAAGAAACGAUAUUGUGAUUCUUGCAGCCAUUGCUUGUCUUUGGUGGAUUUUUUCACCAUUUAGAUUACUUGAUUCACUUUCAUUUCAUACUGACUUUUUUGAUCUCAUAAUGAUUAUCAGUAGUAUGGGGUUUCAUUUA
Messenger RNA from Alnus glutinosa, 3182 nucleotides. RefSeq lists its product as uncharacterized. Gene Ontology annotation, cellular component: cytoplasm. Lineage: Eukaryota; Viridiplantae; Streptophyta; Magnoliopsida; Fagales; Betulaceae. The transcript is spliced from 2 exons. Gene Ontology annotation, molecular function: protein binding. The coding region runs from base 879 to 2837 and encodes 652 amino acids. The record is from RefSeq and is a predicted model, not a curated record.